Molecule: messenger RNA, 850 nt
Organism: Manis javanica (Malayan pangolin)
Lineage: Eukaryota; Metazoa; Chordata; Mammalia; Pholidota; Manidae
Source: RefSeq, a predicted model, not a curated record
AUGCCGCCGCCUCCACCGCCGCUGCUCCUGCCGCUGUCGCCUCCUCCCAGCUCCUGCCUGAAACAGCCAAACCCCGCGAGCGUAAGCAUCCGCCGCCGCGCAGCACUUUCGCCACGGAGGGAGGGUGAGGAGCGGGAGGGUACCGGAGAGCCGGGCAGCGUUUCCCAUCACCCGAUUCCACACGCGCUCAGCCAUUCAGCGCUGAGCAGCGCCGGGACCCGCCCCCCCUCUCCGCUCACCCUCCCCAACCCCCACCCCCGCCGGCCUCCACUCAGGGUCCAAAGGAGAGCGGAAGGGACUCACCGGCCCUGGGGCUUCCCCAGCCCGUCACUGGAGUCCCGGCUCCAGAACCCAACCCCCGGCUCAGCGCCACAGCCCAGUGCCCGCUUCCCGCCGCCUGGGAGCUCUCAGCCCACUGCUGACCCCUUCCUCCCCUUUCCUGGAGCGCCCCGCCCAGUCAGUCCCCGGGCCGCAGCUGCCCAGCGCGACCCCGCCCCUGGGAGGGGUCGACCCCGCCUCAGCUCUGCGGAGUACUGGGGGAAGACAGACCCAUUCCUCACCCUUCCUGGAGAAGGCCUCGCGGCUCUGACCUUCACCGUUUUCGUGGUCGCUUUCCUGACCCCCACCUCUGCUCCCCGUUACCAGCUGACAAGGUCUGGGAACCGCUCUCCCAAGGGAGAGCUGGGCCGAGCUGAUUAGGGGCCCACCGAAAGUCGAGGCCCAGCGAGCAUUUGGGUAAGUAGGGAGGAACUGAGGCUUUUAAAAUCAGUGAGAACGAAAAGGCGGGACUGAGGGAAGGCGAGACGACCAUCUGGUGCGUAAGACGAACUCGGGGCUUGGUUUCCGUACC